AUGGGUUCCCUGAGAGGGGAAUAUCAUUUGAAUCCAGGAGACUUGUUUAUGGUGGUUGAUUGCGGCGGUGGAACGGUGGACUUGACGGUACGAGAAUUGCUGGAAGACGAUCAAUUAAGUGAGAUAACUGAACGUACAGGCGAUUGUUGUGGGUCAUGUUUUGUAGAUAAGGCGUACAUCGAAUUUCUUGGCAAUAAGAUGGGGGAAUCGGCCAUCGAUACUCUCAAGAGAGAUUAUUACCGUUACCUACAACAGAUGGUGCUGGAUUUUUGCAAAAACGUCAAAAUUCCAUUUACGGGAAGAGAAGAGGAUUUCAACCCUCCUGAAAUUGAUUUAGAAGAUUACGGAACAAUAAGACAAUAUGUUGACGAAGAGAAAAAGGAUAGUCUGGAAAAAGAUGAAUGGUUGAUUAAAUUCAGUUUUGAAGAUGUCAAACAUAUGUUUGACCCCGUUAUAGGAAGAAUUAUUAGACUAGUCAAGGAUCAAUUGGAACAGUUGGAACGGAGUGAAAAGGAAAUUUCUUUAAUUUUGUUGGUAGGUGGAUUCAGUGAAUCAAAGUACCUACAAAACAGAAUUAGAGAGGAAUUCUUAAGCGUGGUACCAAAUAUCUCGGUGCCUAUUCAUCCUAUUAUAGCUGUUAUGAAAGGAGCUGUAAGACUCGGCCUCUCGGAAGAAAUUGUAAAGAAUCGCGUGUUAAGAUGGACUUAUGGUACCGACGUGAUGAGAAAGUGGACUCCAACUGACCCCCCUUCACAAAGGCUUCCAAAUGGGUACAUAAAGGUGUUCGAGAAACUUGUUGAACGUGGUAAACAAGUCAGAUUAAACGAAUGCGUCAUGAAACGGUUUAAGCCACAUUCAUUAAGCCAAGAAAAAAUAAACAUGGAUAUGUAUAUUACAUCAUCCAAAGACUCAAAGUAUUUCAAUGACCCUGAAAUAAGAUUGCUUCGAAGAUGGGAGGUCAAGUUGGAUGAAAGUGAAAGGAAUGCUACAUUCUUGUUUACUUUUAAAUUUUGCCACGUGGGAAUAUCGGCUACUGCAAAGAAUGAGAAAACUGGUAAGACAAAGGCGAUGUCGUUUAGAUAUGACCUAGAAUAA
Acaulospora colombiana is the source of this 1095-nucleotide messenger RNA. Lineage: Eukaryota; Fungi; Glomeromycota; Glomeromycetes; Diversisporales; Acaulosporaceae. The record is from the annotation of a GenBank genome assembly.